This is a messenger RNA of Hermetia illucens (black soldier fly), 10333 nucleotides long. RefSeq lists its product as uncharacterized. Gene Ontology annotation, molecular function: gamma-catenin binding; microtubule binding; beta-catenin binding. The record is from RefSeq and is a predicted model, not a curated record. Gene Ontology annotation, biological process: regulation of cell differentiation; nervous system development; pattern specification process. Gene Ontology annotation, cellular component: cytoplasmic microtubule; beta-catenin destruction complex; catenin complex. The transcript has 7 exons. Bases 406 to 8715 code for a protein of 2769 amino acids. Lineage: Eukaryota; Metazoa; Arthropoda; Insecta; Diptera; Stratiomyidae.
CGUUGCUCGAGUUUGUCGUUCCGAGUCGGUGAGAUGGUUAUCGUCGGCCGUGGAACCAUUUCUAUGUUCUGAAAAGUGUUUUGCUUUGUGCUAGUGUUUCAGUCGUGAAGAAGUGUAGUCUACACAGGAUAGUCACGAUCAAAUACCCGUGAAAAUGGCAAGGUAGGUACCGGACGGUGCAUUGAUUUUUCACGGUGAGAUGUGCGUUGCGGACGGACACGGAGCAGUUGCCGAUUAGGUGUGUUUGACAUUCGCUUUGCUGGGGACCUGCCGGGACAGCAGUUUGUGUUUUGAGGCACUUAUGACGAAUUUUAAAAGGUGAACCGACGCAUCGACAUCGAGCACGUCCAGUAAAUCUCAGCAACAGAAACAUUGCUUUGAUAUCGGUCAAUCGAUGACGGAAUAAUGAUGAAUUCCGCUCGACAAAAAUCACAAGCAUCACUGGAUACAUCAUCUAGCGAAGACGACCUCAUUGACGACAUCUGUAUCGAUGACCAAGAAUUGAACGACAUAGAUGUACCUUCCCGUAAGCCUCACUUUCUCGACUAUGAUGCAAUUCCGCCACCAGAAUUCGAGAACACUACUUUCGCGGGUGCACAUGGCGGGCAAAGAUCAAAUCAUAAAGGAGCAGAAGUUCCUUCAUCGUCAAGACAGCUCACUUCCACUUUAGUAACCAGUCAAGAACAGUGCAGAUCGUUGGGUGAAAAUGUAAAAAUGGAUAAAAAGUAUGAACGCGAUGGAGAAAUCAGCGACUAUGAAUUAGCUGCAAGUGGAUUUACUAAAAAGGAGAUAUUCCCACAGAGGAAAUUGUCGUAUGAUAACGAACGCAAUGCUGGAGCGAGAAGGAAGAAACACUUUCUAGAUGAAAAUCCCAUACCGCCUGACUACAUGAUGGAAAAAGAUCAACGAGAACAUAGGAGUUUAGACAGAUGUUUCGACAGGCAACAGACUGAAAAUGACAGUUUGCGAUAUGGUGGAAGAAAACAUUCUCUCGAUCGUGACUCUCUUCGGAGCUCUCGUAAAAUGAAGGACUCGAAUUCUUCACUGUUUCGUAACAUUGAAACGGAACCAUCCUCCCUUUCGCCAGCACACCGCAACAAUUGGCCAACGGACCGACCCAUAGAAACUGCAAAUAUUUGCUCAACAUCUCAAGACAAUCAACUCGCAUCUAAUAAUAAGGUUGAAUGCGUAUACACUUUGCUUUCAAUGCUUGGCUCUCAAGAUCCCGUUGAAAUGUCUAAAAAGCUCUUAGAACUCUCUCGAACUCCAGAAACGUGUGCUACACUUCGUCAGUCAGGUUGUAUUCCCUUGCUUGUGCAAAUGAUGCACUCUGAUAGCGACGCUGGUACACGAAAGCGAGCUGCUUCCGCACUACAUAAUAUUGUACACUAUCAACCAGAUGAUAAGACUGGUAGACGCGAAGCAAAAGUCUUACGUUUAAUCGAACAUAUAAUGGAGUAUUGUGGAUUCUUGAAAACAUUGUUGGCAAGAAUUGGAGAAACUGUGGCUGAUGAUCCUGACCGGCAUCCAUUGGCAGCCGUUUCGAGCCUAAUGAAAGUAAGCUUCGAUGAAGAGCAUCGACACGCAAUGUGUCAAUUAGGCGCCUUACAAGCAAUAGCAAAUAUUUUCCACCUUGACCAUGCCGUUCACGGUCCAAAGCCCCAAUUCACAUGUUGCAAUUCACUCAGACGAUACGCUUUGAUGGCUUUAACCAAUUUAACAUUUGGCGACGGGAACAAUAAAGCUUUGCUCUGUGCUAAUCGUGAAUUCAUGGAAGCGUUAGUUGCUCAACUCGAUUCGGCUCCAGAUGAUCUCCUGCAAGUGACGGGAAGUGUUUUGAGGAAUCUUUCAUGGCGUGCAGACAACAACAUGAAAGCUGUGUUGAAUGAAAUUGGAACUGUUACCGCUCUAACAAAGGCAGCAAUGAAAAAUAAGAAUGAAAACACUUUAAAGUCUAUAUUAUCUGCUUUAUGGAAUCUUUCAGCGCAUUGUAGCACGAAUAAGGCGGAGUUCUGUGCAGUGGAGGGGGCACUAGCUUUUCUUGUCGACAUGUUACAGUAUGAGGGCCCCAGUAAGACUUUGACUAUUGUCGAGAACGCUGGUGGAAUACUAAGAAAUGUUUCUAGUCGAAUAGCAGUUCGGGAAGAUUAUCGCGUAAUAUUGAGGCAAAGGAAUUGUUUGGGAAUUCUUCUGCAACAACUAAAGUCAGAAAGUUUAACUGUGGUGAGCAAUGCUUGUGGCAUAUUAUGGAAUCUAUCGGCACGAGUUCCUGAAGAUCAAAAAUUCUUAUGGGAUAAUGGAGCUGUACCGAUGCUGCGAUCGCUUAUCCAUUCGAAACAUAAAAUGAUUGCUGAGGGAAGUAGUGCAGCACUAAAAAACCUUCAAAAUUACCGACCGACUGCUUUAAAUCAAAGUACUAUAGAUCCGAUUGCAAGAUCGAUGGGCUUGAAAGAGCUACCGACACUCAAUGCCCGUAAACAGCGAACAUUAGAACAAGAGCUUAAUCAAAAUUUAUCGGAAACCUAUGAUAAUAUUGAUGCUGUAACUCCUCCUAAAGAGAAGAAGGAUUUUCUUGUUACGACGGAAGUUGGGAAACAUUGGAAUAAUACCAGGCUGACAAAAUCUGCGAUGGUUUCGAAAAGUGAGAGUCGUGAUUCAAUAGUUUCGGCUAAAUCAGAUUCUGUUUAUGAAAAGCUUCGACGAGGGUGUUCAGCACCACCGGACCAUGGAGAUCUAAUCGAUCAAGAGACUGAAUACCCUAUUGACUACAGUGCCAAGUACAAUAGUGAAGUUGUGGAAAACCAAAUUGAAGAUACAGUAAAAUGCUAUGAGACUGAAGGAACACCUUAUAUUAUUUCAAAUGCUGCGUCGGUUAGUGACUUAAGAAAUCCUAAAGUUGAAGAGCAAACUACAGUUCCAUUGACAAAAGACAUUCGACAAAAACAAGAAGUUUUAGAGACCAAUGCAUUUGGUUCAGGAAUGUACACUCCAGAAAAACCUGUGAAUUAUUGCGAAGAGGGAACUCCUGGAUAUUUUAGUAGAUAUGAAUCAUUGAGCAGCUUGGAGGAAUCCCCUCAAAAUCCUACUGUAUUCGCUGGCACGAAAGUUAAACCUGAAAUUGUUGAAGAGGAAACUUCAACUGAAAUCGGAAUAUGUGCUGGCGGAACCGGAAGAAUUUCACCGAUUUUACAUCAAGCAGAACCAGAAAAUCCAGUGGAAUUACCACUUCCUGCUUCUCCGAUUCGUGACACAAUUUCUCAACCUGUAGCCGUAGUUGAACCUGUUUCUCAAUCUGCACCAGCACCAAUUCCAAUAAACUCUGCUCAAGAGACUCCAUUGAUGUAUAGUAGACGAAGCUCGAUGGAUUCAUUGACAAGUGUUGAACCGAAUACAGCUGACGAUAAGAGCUCGGUUGUGAGUGAUUUCAGUCGUAUGGCAAGCGGGAUCAUAUCACCAUCAGAAAUACCUGAUUCACCAACUCAAUCGAUGCCCCAAUCGCCGCGCCGUAAUAGCAGUGUUAAUCCUCCAUUUGUUACCGCGAGCAUUCAACAAAAUAGCACUAGUCAGCCUUCAGCACAAAAAUCCACAUCGAUCGCACAACAAUCUCAACCUCUGCGUAGUGUUUUCGAAGAUGAAGUGAAUAAAUUCCACGUGGAAAAUACUCCAGCUCAAUUUUCUUGUGCUACAAGUUUAAGCAAUUUGAGUUUAGAGGACGAGCCGCAUAUCAUAGUUGAUACGGCGGAUGUUGAACACAACGAUCCCGAGAUGAAUCCUCAAGUGAAUGGCGUUGGAGAGCCACAAUAUGAAGUAGAUAAACCAGCUCCUGAAAGUUCGACUUCAACUGAUGGGGAAGAAGGAUUUGCGGACAACGCUCUUCUCGCGAGUUGUAUCAAUAUGGGGAUGAACAGAGGAUCGCCCUCUACGAAGCGACCUCAGUCUGUUAUAAGUCAAAAUGUUCCGAUCCCAAAAGAAGCAACAUUCAAAGAAUACACGAAUGAGGAUGAUUUUGUGAAGUCUUACUACACUGAGGACACACCGGCAGUUUUGUCAAAAGUUGGCAGCAACUCGAAUUUGAGUGCUCUGUCGAUUAAUACGAAUAAAGACCAAAAUGUAAAUCUCUCAGAUGAAAGCUCGGUAUCAGACGGGAGCAACGAUUUACUUGAGCAAUGCAUUCGCGAAGGAAUGCAGAAAUCUUCUUCAAAGGAACGAGUUGCUUCCUCAACGAUGCCAUCGAUUCCAGUAAAGGAUCCAAUCGCAAUGCUGAGAUGCGGUGGAUUACCUCCAUAUUUGCCAGUACGAGACGAAAUGAACAAAUUUGUUGUGGAAAAUAGCCCAUGUACUUUCUCAGUGUUAUCUGGAUUGUCGGGAUUAACCGUUGGAUCUGGUGUUGCAGGUCCUGCCAACAUAAAAAGGGUAGCCGAAAAACCCGUCGAUCCUGCAAAACCAAAAGAUCAAGGACAACGCCAAACAGCCGAGGAUUCGUUAAGUUCGAUUUCAAUGGAAUCAGAUGAUGAACACAUUUUGAACCAGGCCAUUGCUGCUGGAUGUAAUAAAUUACGUCGAGAUAACGGAAAUGCCUCGCUACGUAAAGUUGAAACUGGCAUCCAAAACAUGCAUAUUGGCAAUUUAAGAGAUGCAAAUGAUUCACUAAGUUCAGUAGAUUCUAGUGAUUCGAAUGAUAAUCAGGCUAAGACACUCUUUGAACUAUGCGUUCGAGCCGGGAUGAACAAACAAAGAAAACCCGAAAGACCAGUUCCGAAGCAGAUCAAUAUCCCGAAGCAAUCCCAGUUGCCUGUUAUGCAUACAACCAGUAAAACGCCGAUGCAGGUAGAACGGGAUCGUCGAAAGGAAAGGGAGCAAAGAGACGAGCAGCUUCUCAAAGAAUGCAUAAAUAUUGGCAUUGCAUCGAAAUGUGGACGCUUGGAACCUGAAAUUCGACCUCCCACUCGUCACGUUAAACCGGUACUAGCGCCGACUGAAUUUGGUCAGCGAUUCGGAGCUGCUAAUGCAGUUGCACCUCCAAUGGGAUUGCCACCGUCAACGAUGAACGCAUCAAUUCCAAAAAACGGGGAGACUACGUCUGUGGCUGUGUUGGAACAACAACAGCAGCUGGAACCUACCACAUCUUACAGUGCCCCCAACACAGCUCCAGGCGUAGGGAUGAAAGAGUCUCCAGACGGCACAAGCACCGAGUUAAGAAAUCUCAAGGCAAUCCAGAGAAGCGAUCAUCAAACUCGAAUCGAAAAUUUACUGAACAUAACUGGGUCUGAUCUCUUGGUUAGUUCUAAUGGUAGUUUAAAUCUAUGCGAUAGUAACUGUGCACUGCAGCAAUCAAAUGAAUAUCCCGCUCUGAAACUAAGCAAUAUCGACUAUAACGAUGAUUCUGUGAAUGAAUCAUCUUUCGAAAUGGAAAUUUCAAAUGAAUUUCUUAUUGAAAAAGACGACAUCGAAGCAUCAUCAACGGCUACCACACAGCCGAUCCAUGAUAAGCAUAAGGAUCCCGAUCUAAUGUUGAAGUCGGUGGAGCGUUUGACACUGGAGUUAGUUUCUACUGCAGAAUAUUUGCGAACAAAUGCGUCAAAUAAUUCUGAAUUAGAAUCAAAUGAAUUUGAUAGCAAUAAUACAAUUUUCGAACGGAAGUCGGGGAGUACAUCAAAUAACACUUGGAAUGAAGACACCUGUCCGAAUGAUGUAUCGUUCCCAAGUGUAAGCAUUACCGCUCCAAUGAUUGCAUCGCUGAAUGAGGAUGAAACAACAAUGAGUGAUAUUUGCUUGAUGAGUAAUCGGCAAGUACUGGUGGACACAACUCCUACGAAUGAGGAAAUAUGUUUCACAUCACAGCAAUGGGAGGGCGGUGCUUAUAAAAAGGAAUUAAAUGGGAAAGCGGCAAAUUCGCAACCGACUUCGAUAGACACUGAAACUGACACUUUGGUGAAUGAUGAAAUCGAUGGCAAUACUUUGGAUAAUGUAGAAGCGGAAGACACAACUCCAGCAAAUGGAAUUCAUUUCCAAGUUGGCGGGGAAGUACAAUCACAACUGGCCAACGGCACAAUUACUCAUCAAUUUGUCUCCUCUGGACCUAUGUCUUUUGAGUCCUGCUCUACUAUGAGCAGUUCAACGAUUAUUGCAAUGGAAGCAAAUAAAUUAGCUCAUCAAUUCAUGCAAAAUAUGGUAGAGAGUACAACUAGUUUAGAUUUGGAUAAUGUGAGACCACCAUCCGGAAUGGAUUGCAUUAGCUUGUCAGGUUGUCCGGAAUCUACACCACUAAGCCCCCAGUUGUCUAGAAUGCGAAAAAAAUCCCUUCCUCCGGGCCUUAUGGCCAAACGGGCGCUUAGCGGGGGCGCGCAAAUGUCUAAUGUGUUAAGUGGAAGUGCAGAAAGUGUAAAUUCAAUAUGUAACCUCUUGGAUAAUAUAAAACCACCUUCACUCAUGGAUGAGCUUUUGGAUUCAAUGAUAAGUGUUGCCAGCAUUCAAUCUGAAAUAGUCGAUCAUACGAUUCAAUCGAAUUAUGAAACAGCUUUUAGUGACAUUGAUGAGAAUACAAUGACACUUCAAAGUUGUAUGGAUGCAAUGUUGCCAACAGACGACUAUGAUGAAUCAAACAACGGAACGCCCAUACCGUCAGACUUUAGUUCUGCUGAGUCUACGCCAAGAAAGAAUCGAACCAACAAUGCUAACUCUGCAUUGGGAGGCGUCAAGAGAACCCUGACACCUAAACAAAAACGACGAAUUAUAAAAGAUCGCUUCAAAACUUACACCAUAGCUGCUGAUUAUGUUUUGAAAGAGAGUUUCACUGGGGAACAAAUUGAACAAUACGAAGAUUGUCAACAACAAAUUCAUUCCGAUGAAGGUGUUCAGGAUGAUGACGAGAUCUUACAAAUUGAAAUUGAACAUGGACUAGAAAGGGAACAGGCAGAAGCCAAAGUUCAAGCUGAUGAAUUAGUUAAUAAUAAUAUAACGAGAUCUGUAAAACGAAGAAGUUUGGAUCCAGAAAGAUACAGGACACGGACAAUUGUUUAUAAUACAGAAACAGAAAGCCUAGCGGAUCCUGCUACUUACACAGUCGAUCAAGAAACCAUGUCUACAGAAGAAGAUACUGAAGAGCUUCAAUGUCCACAACCAAUGACACGUCAAUUUAGAUACAUCACAGAAUCGGAAACGCUAUCACCAAGGAAACACGGUAUAUUCCGUGCUAAAAUACCAGACGAAGAAGCGCAUCGAACUGAAAGUGAUUUCAAUAGCAUAGAAUUUGACCAAAAUUCGGAAACAGAAUCUUGUGAUCAAAAUUUGAAUCGGACCACUGAUGACGAAAUGUCACCAAAACGAUGUUAUGCUAUCCCCAGGAUCUUGAAGCCGUCAAUCUACCAGCCUGCCACAGACGAUAGUGGUGUGGAAAGUGGAAAUGUUCACGAAACUGAAAUAAAGUCAGUUCGUGGGAGGAAGAAACCAGCUUAUGUUUCUCCCUAUCGAAGAAGUGCUGUUUCCGGAGGCAGUUCUCGCACGACCUCUCCAAAAUCCCAAAUAGGUAGCACCACAAUGCGAGCUAAUUUAUCUGCGAAAACCAGUCCAGAUUUGAAAAAAAAUCUGGCAUCUAAGAUCGUCCCGAAAAGCCAGACCACAAAAACACAUGUCCUCAUGAACAAAUCUGAAAUUACUACUAAGGCAAAUAAUUCCGCAGCAAAGAGUCGGCUAGCCCGGCCAGGAUUUGUCAGCAGUGCAACAGGUGGAAAGAAAAACGUUGUUGCUCAAAAGAAUUUGCUUAACAAGCGUAUGACGACGGAUUUGAAAACCCAAAAAAGUGGAGCAGUUGAAACUCCCAAACAAGAAGCAACAGCUGUACUAGAGCGCCAGGGAACAUUUGUUAAAGAUGAGCCCUCUACACCAGAACUUCCUGUCGUAACUUCUUUACCGCCAUCUCCCAGCAAGUCUUCCAAACUACCUACAAAAACUGCUAGCCCUAAACGCGUCAGCCAAUUGACGACACCGAAAUCUCCUGCAAAGACUGCUACUAAUGCUUCCAAAUAUCGAACCCCUGUCCAAAAAAGCGCUAGCUCAGAUAUCCCAGGAAAGUUGACACCAAAAGGUUUAUCUUCAUUGACUCCAAAACCUAAAAAUUUUACAAGCAGCGCGACUGAUUUGAACAGGCGGAAGUUGUCAUUGAUUGGAGUUAAGAAAUCCCCAAGUGUACCAACCGUUCCGCAACGUUCUAAUAGCAAUGCCUCAAUACGCUCGUCGACCACUACAGUUAAUACAGCCGGAACAAAUCCUCCUUCUAGAAGCAACUCCAAUUUAACAACGGCUCGACCUGUAACUAGUAGGAUUGCUGGAAUUUGGAAAAAAACUGAUGAUACUAAAAAAAGCCCGCUACUGUCAAAGCCAGCAACCGGAAAGCCACCAAGUGGGUCGGGUAUUGCUCCAACAAAGCUCAUACGAAGUUCAACCUUUGACAACUCUCCGGAAACUAAACCAACCAAUGUAAGUAAUAUACCAGCCAAGACAACUCCGAAAGCCACAACUACUGGAAUUGCAAUGAGAAGGAAGGAGGAAACAUCCCGAACAGCGCCAGGAUCAACGGCUUCAAAUCUCGUUCUUCGGCGGCAGAAAAUUUCCAGUGGUACAUCUGAAACGACACCAAGCGAUGAUGGAGUGGCGAAACGUGUCUCCCGUCUCGGCACAUUCAUUAAUAUAGAAGGCGAUUGCCAAGUCGCUGGAUGAAAGCCGAUGCGAAAAUUGAGUUACUAAAUGAAUUUCAAGUUUCCAAUAUUUUGAAGAUGGAGUCAGUAAUUUAUAUUUCGCUUUAUUUUGAACUGAAUGUUUUAAACGUGAAUUAUGCAUAGUAAACUUCCCUUAUCUUGAAGGAAGCAAACAUAGACUGGGCGAACUAUAAACAAACUCAACUACCCUCAAAAAUGAUUUACCAAUCUGGAGACCAUGUGUUUCUAUGAACGAUUUAGCUGUUUAUUUGAACUCAAAUCCACCAUAGGAUUCAGCUCGAACGUGAGAACUGCUCCAAAAUUGAUUCGUAGGAGAACCUAUGGUCUAAAUGUAUUUGAUUUGGAAAGUGACGUUAAUUGUAAUGAUCAAAUGUAAACGGUGAUGUAAAAUGACAGGAACUAGAAGUGGUUGUAACGAGGGAUUUAAUAUGUUCACUCAUUUGAUUCUGCAUUGAAAAGUUAGUCAGAAGCAGCAUACACUAAAACCAGAGUUAGAGUAUAUGUUGAAGCAUUAUUCAUAGUUUGUGUGGUUGUCUCUAGGAUAUUUAGAAACAUUCGUAAAAAGCAUUUUAAAAGUGUUAAAAGUUUCGCUAAACGAACAAAUUUCGAAGAUCAGUAACAUCUAGUCUUAUCCUCAUAUUCGAAUUGCAAAUUAUCUAAAGAAGCUUCGAACAAGGAGAUAUUUCUGAUAUUUCUUUAUGUGGGUCAGCAGCAGUAACAUCUUGUCCGGUAGGUAUUCGUCUGUCCAGGUUCCUUUCCAUCAGUAUAUAUUCGGAAUAUUUUAUAGAUUUCUAUAGUGUGUAAGAUAUGCAAUUUGAAUAUUAAGCAAACACUCAUUUUAAAGGAAUCGACAUUUGACCUGAUGGCUUAAAAAAAUAUGCUUAGUAUUUAAGGACAUCUAAGGGGUUUUGUAGCUUCUAGAUUUCUAAAUUGUAUCUAUUUACCAUGUAUUUGAAAGUAAAUGUUUUUAGCCGUAAGCGAAAUGUUUGUAAACUGAUGAAAAGUUGCCUGACACCGCAAUCGGGGAUGACCCAAGUCGUUUGUAUCUCGAGUAACUUCGAAAUGUUGUUCGCUAUUGAGUAAAAAUAUUACAUUUGUCUUUACCAAAGCUCUAUUAUCUUUGAACAUAUAUAUUAUAUAUUAACAUAAUCUUAAGUAUGCAUUAUGGGGAGGAGCGAUUACUCCACACAAUAACAUAGAUUCCUAAUAUGUUUUCUCGCCUAUACAUUGAAGCAACUUUAUGUUUAGCCCACGCUAGGGAAAAACGAUGUUUACCACAAGCCUUGGGGCUUGGAAUUUUGCAUUGCUUUCAAACGAUUUUCGCUUUGAGUUUCUCAUAUUCUAUCAAAUACAUAUACGUGAGCCUCUUACCUAAAAUGCUUUGAGUGAUUUUUGUUGAAAUUAUAGACAUAUACAGAUAUACAGGAGCCUUCGAUUAUAGUUAAGUGAAUUUCGCAUUUUUAAAUCAUGUAUGUUUUGAUUAUUGAAUAGAAAUUGUGAAUUGCAGCGUUUCUCUGUGAACAUUGCAGACUGCAACAUAUACAACAUCUAGUGCUUUCUUUUCAUUUAUUUACCAUUUUAUUUGUGAUAUAAAGAGAAAUAAAAUAUAUGUGAACGAA